GUUGCAGCAGUCAGCCGAACAACAGCAAACUUUGAGUCUUCUUCUCUUUACUGAACAAAUAGGCAAGACAUUUAUCGUGCUCCUUGGGGUCUACCAACAAUUUGCACCUAAAAUGGAUCUUAUCAGGGACGUAGUUUACCGUGUGAUAGUAUUCAGCAUAAGAGUCUAUAAAUACUUGGAGUGGUUGCUAAUUGAAUACGCUGAAGAUUUCGUUGAGCAACAUUUGAAUAAGAUUUUCAAAAAGGCAGGAAUUGUUUUGGAUGGCCCAAAGAGGUACGACCCAAAAAUUAAUGACAAGAAGGAAUUCUACACUCGUGUGGUGUCUAACGCGUUGCUCGGACUAGGCGAAGGGUACAUGGAGAAAAUUUGGGAUGUAGAAGAUUUGGAAGAAUUUGCAUACCAAGGCUUGAAACACGAUCUCGCAAAGGAGUACCUCGGACCGGUUAAUAAAAUUACAAACUACAUGUUGCUGCAAGCCAUAAACCUGCAAACCCAAAAAAAGUCUUUCGAAGUAGGGGAACAGCAUUACAAUCUUGGGAAUGAACUUUUCGAAUGCAUGUUGGACCCCACCAUGCAAUACUCGUGCGGAUACUGGAAGGACGCCACCAAUCUUGAGCAAGCACAACUUGCCAAGCUGAAUCUCAUUGGGGAGAAAUUGAAGCUCAAGCCUGGAAUGACCGUGCUCGACAUUGGGUGUGGGUGGGGAGGACUUGCGAAAUAUCUUGCAGAAAAUUUUGGGGUUUCAGUAGUCGGUUGCACUAUUUCUAUUGAGCAAGCGAAACUGGCGAGAGAGCGGUGUGAAGGAUUAAACGUUGAAAUAGUGGUGCAGGAUUAUAGGGACAUCCAGGAAAAAUUCGACCGCAUCGUGUCCGUAGGCAUGUUUGAACACGUUGGCCCGCAGAAUUAUCCGACCUUUUUUGAGAUGACAAAUCGAUGUUUGAAAGAUGACGGGAUCUUACUAUUGCAUACCAUUGGCGUAUCGCACAAUAACGUUCCUCUCACCGAACCUUGGUUCCACAAGUACAUUUUUAGAAAUGCAGUACUUCCUUAUCACACCGACAUCCCCAAAGCCACCGAUGGCCUGUUUAUACUCGAGGAUUGGCACAACAUGGGACACGAUUACUCUUUAACGCUACGAGAGUGGAAAAAGAAUUUCGAAAACAAUUGGGAACAACUUUCGAUGGGAAAGAAAGUCGACGAGAAGUUUUAUAGGAUGUGGAUCUAUUACCUCACAAUUUCAGCAGCGUGUUUUCGAGCAAGAAAGUAUCAAUUGUGGCAGAUUGUGAUGUCCAAGAAUGGAAUCGAAGGUGGAUAUCAAUCAGUUCGUUAACAUGUGAUACAAUAUUUUAGCAUCACAUUAUAGAUAUUUUGUAACUAUAUUUAAGGUGAUUCAUGCGUUUGUAUAUAUACUUGUGUAUAUAUUUGAUGCAAUACAAAUAUGAAUGAAAGUGAUAAAAUUUGAAUGACAAGAAAAAUACUUGUUGAUCCAGCUUGACGUACGGUUCACACAAUAUUAGAUUAUAUUACGGGAACAACAACACAUAUAAUAACAUUAAUGAUAAUAAUAUCUCAUGAUUGUAUUAUUUAGAACUUCAGAAGGCACUGUUGGCUGUGUAUCUUUUAGUUUUAGGUACACAUUUUUUGUAUAUAAAUAAUAAUAAUAUAAUUCAAGGAAUGUGUAAUUGUCAAAACAUUACAAAAUACAGAGUAUAGUAAUUUGAACAAGUGAAGCUAUGCAUAUUGUAAAACGGAAUGGAAUUUACGACAUUUAGAGUAAAAUGUAUGUUAAUACAAGAUGUGAGAUUUUAAUAUACAUAAGCUAUUAAAAAAGUACAAUUUUUAAA
Molecule: messenger RNA, 1844 nt
Organism: Folsomia candida
Lineage: Eukaryota; Metazoa; Arthropoda; Collembola; Entomobryomorpha; Isotomidae
Product: cyclopropane-fatty-acyl-phospholipid synthase
Exons: 5
Coding region: 113-1330 (405 amino acids)
Biological process (GO): lipid biosynthetic process
Source: RefSeq, a predicted model, not a curated record